ACUCUUCCUUCCGAGGAGCGGGAAGAGGAUGGCUCCUCACGUCCUGUUUGUUUUACUCAGCUUGGCCGACCUUGAAGCAUUUAUAAAAAAUAGCGAGAAUGGCUUGCUCAAGAAAGUCGAAAAAGGCGAUUUCAAAGGGUUGGUUGAGAUUAUGGGACACCUUGUGGCUGUUAAAGAACGGCAGAGCAGCACCGAUGAGAUGUUUGAGCCUCUGAAGCAAACUAUUGAACUGCUGAGGACCUAUGAACAGGAAUUGCCGGAGACAGUGUUCAAGCAGCUGGAGGAGCUGCCUGAGAAAUGGAACACCAUAAAAAAGAUGGCCAUUACCGUGAGGCAGCAGGUGGCCCCGCUGCAGGCGAAUGAAGUGGGCGUCCUCCGCCAGAAGUGCACAGCCUUGGAGCUGGAGCAGCAGCAGCUCUGGGAGCGGCUCCGCCGCGAGGCACCCUUCAGGUACGGCCCCCCCCCUCCCUGCAGGUACGGCCCCCCUGCAGCACGGCCCCCUCCAGUCACGGAUGAGCUCUCUGUUGAGCGCGUGUGUCCCUACAACAGGUGA
Vicugna pacos (alpaca) is the source of this 553-nucleotide messenger RNA. The record is from RefSeq and is a predicted model, not a curated record. Lineage: Eukaryota; Metazoa; Chordata; Mammalia; Artiodactyla; Camelidae.